UAUUUACUCUGCUACAAAUAUCAGUUUCCCAAACCCCGCUCUCUCUCUCUCUCUCUCUGUGAAAAACGAUGGAAUGCUGUUCUAUGCAAGUAUCGUCGUCUCUGUCUUCCUCUAUUCUCAACGUUCAGGGCUCUUCAUCUCCUUUCAGUAGAAAAUUUUCGAACAAAUCUUUCCAUCCUCGGUUACUGUCCUCUCCACUACCUAAACCGUUUCUUCAACUUAAUGACAAACCGAAGUCCUUUGUUUACAGACAAAGCUUAGCUUCUCUCUCUUCAAGAACAAAUAACGGGCCUGUAUCAGCAGAAGCUGGAAAGCAGAGUUGGGACUUUGGCAGAUUUUUAAAAACUUUAUAUUUUUUUAAUGGACCCCCAUCCCCUGCCAAGUUCUUUGAAUUUCUGAUUGAGAAACUAUCCAGCCCAUCACCCAGUGAGCCAGUAAAGGCCAUGGAUACUUCUGGUAUUAUCCUGGUAGCUGGAGCUACUGGUGGUGUGGGUAGAAGAGUAGUCAACAUCUUACAGAAGAAAGGAUUGCCAGUCCGAGCAUUGGUCAGAAAUGAAGAGAAGGCAAGAAAGAUGUUCAGCCCAGAUAUUGACUUGAUUGUUGGAGACAUUACUAAGGAGAGCACUCUGGUCCCUGAGUACUUCAAAGGAGUGAGGAAAGUUAUUAAUGCCGUUUCUGUCAUUGUUGGUCCAAAGGAAGGGGACACUCCUGACAGGGCAAAAUACAGCCAAGGAAUCAAGUUCUUUGAACCGGAGAUAAAAGGUGAUUCUCCUGAAAUGGUGGAAUACAUUGGAAUGAAAAAUUUAAUCAAUGCUGUAAAAGGGAGUGUUGGACUUCGAAAGGGCAAACUACUCUUUGGAUUUGAAGAUAAUAACUCUAGAGAACUCGCUUGGGGUGCUCUAGAUGAUGUUGUAAUGGGAGGAGUUAGUGAAAGCACAUUUCAAAUUGACCCAAUAGGCAGUGAAAUUGGUGGACCAACUGGCCUUUUCAAAGGUGUUGUCUCCACUGCUAACAAUGGUGGCUUUACCAGUAUCAGAACAAGGAAUUUUUCAGUCCCAGAAGAUGUUUCUGCAUAUGAUGGUUUGGAGCUUCGCCUUAAAGGUGACGGUCGCAGGUACAAAAUGAUUGUUCGCACUAGCAGUGAUUGGGACACUGUUGGUUAUACGGCAGGCUUUGACACUGUAGCAGGCCAAUGGCAGUCAAUACGCUUGCCAUUUUCUUCCUUGAGGCCUAUAUUUCGAGCACGAACUGUAUCAGAUGCCCCGCCCUUUGACCCAACCAAUAUUGUAUCAUUGCAGCUCAUGUUCAGCAAGUUUGAGUAUGAUGGGAGAUUGAAUCCAACUUUUGUAGAAGGUGCAUUUCAACUUCCUGUAUCAAGCAUUCGGACGUAUAUAAAGGAUCCCAUAUGUCCAAGGUUUGUACAUGUGGGCUCGGCUGGAGUUACCCGACCUGGGAGGCCUGGACUGGAUCUGAGUAAACAACCUCCUGCUGUCCGCUUGAACAAGGAAUUGGGUUUUAUUCUCACAUUCAAGUUGAAGGGGGAGGAUUUAAUACGGGAAAGUGGAAUGCCGUAUGCAAUCAUUAGGCCAUGCGCAUUGACUGAGGAGCCUGCUGGGGCAGAUCUCAUUUUUGACCAGGGAGACAAUAUAACAGGUAAGGUAUCAAGGGAAGAGGUUGCUCGUAUAUGUGUUGCUGCUUUGGAAAGCACAUACGCUUGUGACAAGACAUUUGAGGUUAAAAGUGUCAUUCCAUUUAGUGAACCUUUCACAGUGGACCCUGAAAACCCGCCACCAGAGAAGGACUACAACAUAUAUUUCAAAACUUUAAAGGAUGGCAUUACGGGGAGAGAAAUCCUUGAAGAAAGUCCUGUUCCAGUGUGAUAAUGAAUGUUAGCUGCUCUGAUUUCUAAACUGUAUAUUCAACACCUGGGAGCAAACAGGGCGAGGUUUCUGAAGAAGCAUGUAAGCAUGGAAAGAAAAUAUAGCAUAUAUCUUAGCUUUGCUCUCAAGCAAUGACAAUGUAUAGUCGUAGAUCCAUCACAUAAAUAGUAGAAAACACCAACUGGCAUUCAAAAGUUUUGCACACUGUUCAUGGAUGCAUACUUACAUUAAUUAAGAAGCAAGUAAAUGGAAACAUGUUUUACAUU
Molecule: messenger RNA, 2146 nt
Organism: Juglans regia (Persian walnut)
Lineage: Eukaryota; Viridiplantae; Streptophyta; Magnoliopsida; Fagales; Juglandaceae
Product: protein HIGH CHLOROPHYLL FLUORESCENCE PHENOTYPE 173, chloroplastic
Exons: 17
Coding region: 69-1880 (603 amino acids)
Source: RefSeq, a predicted model, not a curated record